Molecule: messenger RNA, 558 nt
Organism: Monoraphidium neglectum
Lineage: Eukaryota; Viridiplantae; Chlorophyta; Chlorophyceae; Sphaeropleales; Selenastraceae
Exons: 2
Coding region: 1-558 (185 amino acids)
Source: RefSeq, a predicted model, not a curated record
AUGCGCAUACAGCAGCGCGAGGUGGAGGUCCCUGAGAGCGAUGUCUGGAAGUUUGCCCUCCCCGCUGCCGCCUUCCUCGGCAUCGCGGCCUUCAUGGGGCCCCUCGUCAUCACCGCCGCGUUCGGCGCGCUCGCUGUCGGCGCGACCGUCGCCACGGCGGGGUUCGCGAUGACAGCGAUGCUGUUCCCGUUCCUCAUGUUUGCGGGCCUGGGCGUGGCGCUAACGUUCGGGUCGUUCGCCGUGGGGACGGCGAUGUUCGUGCUCCCAAACCUUCUGGCGGCGUUUGCACUGCUGGCGGUUGGCGGCGGCUUGCUCCUGGGCUGGGGCGGCAUCAGCACGCUCAUGGGCCUGGCGGCCCAGACGACGGCCGGGCAGCAGCAGCAGCAGCAGCAGCGGCAGCAGCGCAGCGCCAGUGAGGACUGGCUGGACGCUGCGGAGGCCGCCGAGCGGGAGGCGAAGGCCGAGGCCGCGCGCGCCGCGCGCGAGGCGGAUAGGGAGCUGCGGGCGUUCGACGAGCUGCUGCGGCGGCGGGAGCGCGAGGAGCAGUGGAGGCCCUGA